GGGGGACGUGCAGAGACUUCUUUGUGCCUUCGGAGCUGCGAGCCAGGAAGUUAAAGAUGGGCCCGGAGGCUCUGGGUUGGCUGCCCCACAGAGGGCCCGAGGAGGAAGCGGGAUCGGGCUCUGGGGCGGGCGCGAGGAGCCCGGCUCCCUGGGGAGGCCGAGCCAGAGCAGUGUCAGCGGCAGGAGGAAGGCUUUGGACGUCGUGGGGCCAGCUCUGUCCUCGCAGGAAAAACCUUGCCUUCCAAGAUUUAGGUUGAGAACGGAGCUUGGCAUCCAGUCAGCCAAGGACCCCGCUCCAGGCCCUCGGUCGGGCCCCAUCCUGGACAUGCCCGUUCCCUCCAGCUUCAAUGAUGUGGGCCAGGAUGGCCGGCUACGUCGCUUUGUCGGCUGGGUGUGGUACGAGCGGGAGGCAAUCCUGCCCCAGCGGUGGACCCAGGACCCGGGCACAAGAGUGGUGCUUAGGAUUGGCAGCGCCCACUACUAUGCCAUUGUGUGGGUGAACGGGGUUCAUGUGGCAGAGCAUGAGGGGGGCCAUCUCCCCUUUGAGGCCGACAUCAGCAAGAUGGUCCAGACUGGGCCCCUGUCCUCCUGCCGUAUUACCAUCGCCAUCAACAACACUCUCACCCCCCACACCCUUCCACCAGGGACCAUCCUGUACAAGACGGAUACCUCCAAGUACCCCAAAGGUUACUUUGUCCAGAACACAAACUUCGACUUCUUCAACUAUGCGGGACUGCAUCGGUCUGUGCUCCUCUACACCACACCUACCACCUACAUUGAUGACAUCACCGUCACCCCUGGUGUGGACCAAGACACUGGGCUGGUGAACUACCAGAUUUUCAUUCAGGGCAGCGAACACUUCCAGCUGGAAGUGCGCCUUCUGGAUAAAGAAGGCAAAGUCGUGGCCCAGGGGACAGGAGGCCAGGGCCAGCUGCAGGUGCCCAGUGCCUACCUCUGGUGGCCGUACCUGAUGCAUGAGCACCCUGCCUACCUGUACUCAUUGGAGGUGAGGCUGACUGCACAGAUGGCAGCUGGGCCUGUGUCUGACUUUUACACCCUCCCUGUGGGGAUUCGCACUGUGGCUGUCACAGAAAGCCAGUUCCUCAUCAAUGGGAAACCUUUCUAUUUCCACGGGGUCAACAAGCAUGAGGAUGCAGAUAUCCGAGGGAAGGGCUUUGACUGGCCACUGCUGGUGAAGGACUUCAACCUGCUUCUCUGGCUUGGUGCCAAUGCGCUCCGAACCAGCCACUAUCCAUACGCAGAGGAGGUGAUGCAGCUCUGUGAUCACUCUGGGAUUGUGGUCAUCGACGAGAGUCCUGGCGUGGGCAUCGUGCUGACCCAGAGCUACAGCAAUGUGUCUCUGCAGCACCACCUGGAGGUGAUGGAGGAGUUGGUGCGCAGGGACAAGAACCACCCGGCUGUGGUGAUGUGGUCUGUGGCCAAUGAGCCCACUUCCUUUCUGAAACCUGCUGGCUACUACUUCAAGACACUGAUUGCCCACACCAAAGCCUUGGACCCCUCCCGGCCUGUGACCUUUGUGACCAACUCCAACUUUGAAGCAGACCUGGGGGCACCGUAUGUGGAUGUCAUCUGUGUGAACAGUUACUACUCCUGGUACCAUGACUAUGGGCACAUGGAGGUGAUUCAGCUGCAGUUGGUGACCCAGUUUGAGAACUGGUACAGGACCUAUCAGAAACCGAUCAUUCAGAGCGAGUACGGAGCAGAAACCAUUGCAGGGUUUCACCAGGAUCCACCUCUGAUGUUCAGUGAAGAGUACCAGAAAGGUCUGCUAGAGCAGUACCAUGUGGUUCUGGAUCAGAAACGCAAGGAAUAUGUGGUUGGGGAGCUCAUCUGGAAUUUUGCUGAUUUCAUGACUGACCAGUCGCCACAGAGAGCAAUUGGGAAUAAAAAGGGGAUCUUCACUCGUCAGAGACAACCAAAAGGUGCAGCAUUUCUUUUAAGAGAGAGAUACUGGAAACUUGCCAAUGAAACCAGUGACCACUGGUCAGCUAGGAAGGCACAGUGUUUGGGAAACAGCCUGUUGACUUAAAGCAAGAACUACCUUUCUGCUGAGAGCAUCUCUGCCAACCUUUCUCCCCAAGGGCCAACUUCCACAGCAAACAGCAAGUGUUUCCUGGACUGUGCGUCAUAGACUGGAAAGUUUCUGAUCUGGAUUUUGUAGUAAUUUGCUAGAAGGGAACAUUAGAGGUGAAAAUAAAGGCUUUUGUAGUAUGAGAGUAAA
Manis pentadactyla (Chinese pangolin) is the source of this 2242-nucleotide messenger RNA. It is a transcript of the gene GUSB, whose product is annotated as glucuronidase beta. The coding region runs from base 326 to 2050 and encodes 574 amino acids. Gene Ontology annotation, molecular function: carbohydrate binding; signaling receptor binding; beta-glucuronidase activity. The transcript has 12 exons. The record is from RefSeq and is a predicted model, not a curated record. NCBI's taxonomy places the organism in Eukaryota, Metazoa, Chordata, Mammalia, Pholidota, Manidae. Gene Ontology annotation, biological process: carbohydrate metabolic process; glucuronoside catabolic process.